GAGAAGGCGGCGGUGCUGGGACUACGUCAGCCGCGGGAAAUCCCCUCACCUCCGGGCUGCCCGCCCCUGGCCGGCCCGUGGCUCUGGCGGCGCUCCGCCCCCUGUCCCUGGCUCCUGCACCUAGGAAGGGGGACGCUGGGUGAUCGGAACGCGAGAAUUAAGGGGGUGGGAAGGUGUGAGCCGCAAACCCCGAGGAGGGCGGGAAGGAGGAGGAGGUCCCGAGGGUGGUCAGGGGAACUGGGGGUCUCUUCGGCAGAAUCCCUCGGCCGCCGGACCGGCGCUAGCUGAUCGCGGAGGUCUCGGGUCUGUACGCUUGGAGCGGGCGGCGCGGUGAGCGGAGCCAUGGCGUCCGGUGGGUAUAACCCAUGUAUAGAGAUAAUUGAACAGCCCAGGCAAAGGGGAAUGCGUUUUAGAUACAAGUGUGAAGGGCGAUCAGCAGGCAGCAUUCCAGGGGAGCACAGCACAGACAACAACCGAACGUACCCAUCUAUCCAGAUUAUGAACUAUUAUGGAAAGGGAAAAGUGAGAAUUACAUUAGUAACAAAGAACGACCCAUAUAAACCUCAUCCUCAUGAUUUAGUAGGAAAAGACUGCAGAGAUGGCUACUAUGAAGCAGAGUUUGGACAAGAACGCAGACCCUUGUUUUUUCAAAAUUUGGGCAUCCGAUGUGUAAAGAAAAAAGAAGUAAAAGAAGCUAUUAUAUCAAGAAUAAGGGCAGGAAUCAACCCUUUCAAUGUUCCUGAACAACAACUGCUUGAUAUUGAAGAUUGUGACCUCAAUGUGGUGAGAUUAUGUUUUCAAGUUUUCCUGCCUGAUGAACAUGGUAAUUUGACAACUGCUCUACCUCCUGUUGUCUCUAACCCAAUAUAUGACAACCGUGCUCCAAAUACUGCAGAAUUAAGGAUUUGUCGUGUAAACAAGAACUGUGGAAGUGUCAGAGGAGGAGAUGAAAUAUUUCUACUAUGUGAUAAAGUUCAGAAAGAUGACAUAGAAGUUCGGUUUGUGUUGAACGAUUGGGAAGCAAAAGGUAUCUUUUCACAAGCUGAUGUUCACCGUCAAGUAGCCAUUGUUUUUAAGACCCCACCGUAUUGCAGAGAUAUAACAGAACCAGUAACAGUAAAAAUGCAGUUGCGGAGACCUUCUGACCAGGAAGUUAGUGAAUCUAUGGAUUUCAGAUAUCUGCCAGAUGAGAAAGAUACUUAUGGCAAUAAAGCAAAGAAACAAAAAACAACUCUACUUUUCCAGAAACUGUGGCAAGAUUGUGUUAAUUUUCCUGAAAGACCUAGACAUGGUCUAGGAUCAACUGGAGAAGGAAGAUUCAUCAAAAAAGAAUCAAACUUUUCUCAUGGUGCAGUUUUGACAGAUAUGCCCAGGACCUCAGGUAUUUCAAGUCAAGCAGAUUCUUACUUCUCCUCGUCUGUGUCCAUCUCAAGUACGUUGUCACAUCAUACUUCCACUCUGCCUGCAAUGGUGUCUCAGCCUUCAAGCUGGUCUUCAGGGGCCCACCCCACCUCACACUCAGUCAAUUCAAAUCCACUGAGUAGUUUUUCAACAGGGACACUUUCCUCUAAUUCACAAGGUAUCUCAUCGUAUCUGGAAAUGCCUCUUGUGAGUGAUUUGAAUGCCUCUAACGCUUGCAUUUAUAACAAUACUAAUGACAUAGGCAGAAUGGAAGCAUCAUCCAUGUCAUCCGCUGAUUUAUAUGGUAUUUCUGAUGCCAACAUGCUACCGAAUUGCCCUGUGAAUAUGAAUGACAACAUGAGGGAGUCUGAUAAUCCAAGACUUGUGAGCAUGAAUCUUGAAAACCCCUCAUGUAAUUCAGUGUUAGACCCGAGAGACUUGAGACAGCUCCAUCAGAUGUCCUCUUCCAGUAUGUCAGCAGGCGCCGGUUCCAGUACUGCUGCUUUUGUUUCACAGUCCGAGGCGUUUGAGGGAUCUGACUUCAGUUGUACAGAUAACAGUAUGAUAAAUGAGUCAGGGCCAUCAAACGGUACUAAUCCAAACAGUCAUGGCUUUGUUCAUAGUCAGUAUUCGGGUAUUGGCGCUAUGCAGAAUGAGCAAUUGAGCGACUCCUUUGCGUUUGAAUAUUUUUAAGGUAACCUGUGCAAUUUAAAUGGUUACUGAAGAUUUAAAUCCUUUGAAAUGUUUGUAACCAUUUUGAUGUUACCUAUAUAGAUACAGUAUUUUAUAUUUCUCUAACUGAGACUAUAACAUAGGGUUUUGUUUUGUUUUGUUUUUCAUUUAAGAGAUGCCAGUUCAAAACUUUUUUAUCAGAGAGAAGUAUAAAGCUUUGGGUAUGUAGGGCAUUCCUCUAACAGGCAGUCUUGGCUGUGGAGCUCCUUGUUUAGCUGGCAGAGAAUUUGUCAGGAUAUAAUGAAAGAUGAAUCUUCAGUGCUGAAGCUACAGCUUGGAAGAGAGGGAUGAACUCAUUUCCUAACCUCAGGAAGAGGAGGAAGAAAUGCAGCAUUUACAGAAAGAAGACUUCUGCUUCAGUAGAUAAAUCCACAGACUGCACUCUAGGCUCGGAGGCCCCGUAGAAUCUGACAUCCACUGAAGGUUUAUUAAACUAGCACAUACUUCAGCAUAGGUUAAAUCAUUAUUUGACCAUAAGAAGUGUAUAAUGAAUUUGUGACAUGUUAAAUAUUGAGUAAAACCAAUAAUCCCUCCCCCACACACACACACACACAACUUUGGGUAUACUGAAUAUAAAGCUAGAAAGUACCAUAAAAGGAAAAUCUGGAAUAGAAAU
Molecule: messenger RNA, 2749 nt
Organism: Suricata suricatta (meerkat)
Lineage: Eukaryota; Metazoa; Chordata; Mammalia; Carnivora; Herpestidae
Gene: REL
Product: REL proto-oncogene, NF-kB subunit
Exons: 10
Coding region: 343-2094 (583 amino acids)
Biological process (GO): response to cytokine; inflammatory response; non-canonical NF-kappaB signal transduction
Cellular component (GO): cytoplasm
Molecular function (GO): RNA polymerase II cis-regulatory region sequence-specific DNA binding; DNA-binding transcription factor activity, RNA polymerase II-specific
Source: RefSeq, a predicted model, not a curated record